Messenger RNA from Anopheles marshallii, 585 nucleotides. RefSeq names its product PXMP2/4 family protein 3. The transcript is spliced from 3 exons. Gene Ontology annotation, cellular component: membrane; cytoplasm. The record is from RefSeq and is a predicted model, not a curated record. Bases 1 to 585 code for a protein of 194 amino acids. NCBI's taxonomy places the organism in Eukaryota, Metazoa, Arthropoda, Insecta, Diptera, Culicidae.
AUGUCCCUUUCGAGACCGAUUUACAACCUGCUCGGUUCCUACCUGGAGCAACUCUUCGAGCAUCCACUCCGCACGAAAGCUUUAACAAGCUGCGUUAUUGCAUCCUCCGCGAACUUGGUCUCACAGAAGCUCGGUGGUGUCAAGCAAGUCAACAAGGAUUCGGUUCUGGCGUACGGUUUGUUCGGACUGAUCUUUACCGGGCCACUGUCGCAUUUCUUCUACAGCUGGUUGGAUCGCAUUACCAACGAUACUCGCUUCAAGAAGCUGCUAAUGUUGCUCGGCGAACGGGCCCUAUUUGCGCCAGUCAUUACCGCGCUGUCGCUUUACUUUAUCUCGCGGUUUGAGUACAAAAGUCACGAUGAGGCGCUCGUCAAUUUGAUUACCCAGUAUCGAAGCAUUCUGCGGGGUAACUGGAAAUUCCUGACGUUGCCCGUGUUCAUCAACUUCAACUACGUUCCACCAAUGCUACGCGUUCUGUUUGCCAACAUCAUUGGUUUCUGCUGGAUGGUUGUGUUGUCAACUAAGAGAAGGAAAGCGGAACAGCGCCGUCAACAGCAGGCACAGGACAAGAGCAAAUCCACCUGA